Molecule: messenger RNA, 243 nt
Organism: Perkinsus marinus ATCC 50983
Lineage: Eukaryota; Perkinsozoa; Perkinsida; Perkinsidae
Exons: 1
Source: RefSeq, a predicted model, not a curated record
GUCCGCAUGCGUUGAACUGUACUCAACGUAUCAUUCGCAAAGUCGUUCGCUGCGCUUACGAGGUUUUGCGAGGUGCUCAAUGUCACGAUGUCUACCCUGCCAUUGUUGUUGUCAUGGACGACUUCGUAGUAGCCGGUGAGGCUCCUGUUCUUGAUGUCGUCGAACAGCUGCUUUUGCUGGGUUGGGACCUGUGCGGUUUCAAUUGCCCUGAUGCGAAGCGUGAGAGAUGGUCGAGUGGCCAAG